AUGUCAAGUGAAGCGGUGUUUGUUCUCUGCUGUAAAACGAAACCAUCCAGAAUAUCAACCAUGGUGCAAGGUACUUUCAAGCGUCAAGUCGAAGUUGGUCGUGUUGUCCUCAUUAACCACGGUGUUGACGCCGGCAAGUUGGCUGUUAUUGUUGACAUUAUUGAUCACAACCGUGCUCUUAUCGACGGUCCUACCACCGGUGUUGUUCGUCAAGCUUUCCCUUACAAGCGCUUGGUCUUGACUCCUCUUGUCCUCAAGAACCUUCCCCGUAACGUUGGUAAGACUGCCCUUGCCAAGGCUUUGGAAAAGAACGAAACUGUUGCUGCCUGGAACAAGACUGCCUGGGCCAAGAAGCUCGAACAACGUAAGGCUCGUGCUGGUUUGUCUGACUUUGACCGUUUCAAGUUGGCCAAGCUCAAGAACCAACGUCGUUUCACUCUCGGUUCUGCUGUUGCUGCUGCCAAGAAGCAAGCUGCUUAAACGUCUCAAUUAUGUAAAUUUCAAUAAACAUUGUUCACCGACUUUUUUUUUAUAUGUAUUAUAAAAAAGGAGGGAAGAUAAUCGAGUUUAUUAGAGUAACUGUUUUAAGUUUAAGUUAUCUUCAGUGUUGUUGUCUUGCUCGAUAUCACUGUUAUGAUUACUACUUUGACUACUGUUGUCAUUGCUAUUUGUGGCCAAGAUGGCAGGUGGUUCAUCUAUAGUUGUACUUUCCCUGUCUGAAGCUAAAAGAUAAUUAGGUCGUUCGUCUUGUUCUUUUAAA
Messenger RNA from Gilbertella persicaria, 760 nucleotides. RefSeq names its product ribosomal protein L14-domain-containing protein. Gene Ontology annotation, molecular function: RNA binding; structural constituent of ribosome. Lineage: Eukaryota; Fungi; Mucoromycota; Mucoromycetes; Mucorales; Choanephoraceae. Gene Ontology annotation, cellular component: ribosome; cytosolic large ribosomal subunit. The transcript is spliced from 4 exons. Gene Ontology annotation, biological process: ribosomal large subunit biogenesis; translation. The record is from RefSeq and is a predicted model, not a curated record. Bases 1 to 480 code for a protein of 159 amino acids.